AAAACAUUACAAACAACAAAAUAAAAUAUACUGCUUCGUACGUAAUUGGCCUAAAACUUUAUAGGAAACAGAAAGGUGUAACUUCGUAUUAGCUCGCGUUGUAAAAGGAGGGGGAUGGAUGUGGCAUCUCUAUGGACUUAUAGUAAGCACCUCGGGAAGUUCAAGGUCUGUCGCAAAAGAAACAGAACUUUUUAAAUAUAAUUGUGAAAUAAAAAGCUUGAUCUCUUGUUGACAUUUCGUAAAAAUUUUAAAACAAUUGGCUACCUACAAUCGAUGUUAUGACCAGUAAAGUGACAGCAGCUUUUGGUCAUCGGUCGUAAAGUGGAAAGAGCAAAUAUUAAAUUUUGUUUUAAACUUGGGAAAACGUUUACUGAAACAUUUCAAAUGAUGAAAAAAGUUUAUGGUGAUCAGUGCCUAUCCCGUAGUAAUGUGCAUAAGUGGUUUAAGUGAUUCCAAGAAGGUCGUGGGGACCUCUGUGACGAUCAGAAGUCAAAAAUAAAGACAAUGCUGAUUUGUUUUUACGAUUCCGAGGGUAUUGUACACCGAGAGUUCGUCCCACCUGUCCAAACGAUUAAUGCUGUGUUUUACCUUGGUGUUAUGAAGCGUCUUUUGUCACGCAUUCGUUGUGCUCGACCACAAUACCGUGAGGCAGGGUCCUGGCGCCUGUUGCACGAUAAUGCGCCGUGUCAUUGGUCGACGCCUGUCACUGGUUUUUUGACAAAAAACUCCAUAUUAACCAUUAAUCAUUCACCCUACUCACCUAAUCUGGCACCCUUUGAUAUUUACCUAUUUAGAAAACUUCAUUUGCCCAUGACAGGAUACUGGUUUCACGACAUUUCAGCUAUCCAAAAGGCGACGACCUAUGGUCUCCAGAGCAUUCCGAAAAAUGAGGAUGGAGUCAUGUGUAGAAGUUCAUGCAAGUGAGGAAAGUUCUCUGAUCGCCAUUCACUUGGAAGUGGACAGAAACGAUUCUUUUACAUAUGACUCAAGCAGCUCACGACUUCCGGUCUUUGACCAAGUAUCCUCUGGGUAGCCUAAGAACAUCCGUUUGAAGGCGAGCUAAAGUGAGAAGGCGAAAUAUCACCUACAUAGGGUUGUGCGCUGGGUUUGGGACCCGCCACGUAAAAAAACACCCCCAAUGAAUAGUAACAACCAGCUUCGGAUGAGAGACCCCCUUUUGUUGACGACCACGGCAAACGAAAUAAGGACUACGAUUUAAGGGCAUGCACCUGGAAUGUUCGGUCCUUAAGUGGGAAGGUGUCGCUGCCCAGCUGGUUGAUGUCCUCCUGAAAAUAAAGGCUGACAUCACCGCCGUACAAGAAAUGCGAUGUACGGGACAACGACAACGACGAGUAGGUCCUUGUGGCAUUUUCUACAGUGGCCAUAUAAAGGAGCGCAAGUUUGGUGUGGGAUUCGUGGUGGGAGAGAGACUCCGUCGCCGAGUACUAUCAUUCACUCGGGUGAAUGAACGUCUAGCCACAAUCCGCAUCAAAGCGAGGCUCUUCAACAUAUCGCUGAUCUGCGCCCACGCCCCGACGGAAGAGAAGGACGAUGUGACCAAAGAUGCCUUUUAUGAGUGCUUGGAGCGCACUUAUGAAAGCUGCCCCCGCCACUAUGUCAAAAUCGUGCUUGGCGAUUUUAACGCCAGGGUGGGCAAAGAAGGUGUCUUUGGCACUACGGUCGGUAAAUUCAGCCUCCACGACGAAACAUUCCCAAAUGGGUUGAGGCUGAUCGACUUCGCCGGGGCCCGAAAUAUGGUUAUCUGUAGUACUAAAUUCCAGCGUAAGAAAAUUCAUCAAGCUACCUGGCUGUUUCCGGAUCGAAAAACUAACAACCAGAUCGAUCAUGUUGUGAUAGAUGGAAGAUACGUCUCCGAUGUUUUAGAUGUGCGUGCGCUCCGAGGUCCUAACAUCGACUGGGACCACUAUGUUGUUACAGCUAAGAUUCGCAUCUGCCUCUCUGCAGCAAAAAACGCAAGCCAACAAACACAAGGAAGGUUCGACGUCGAGAAGCUGCAAUCACAACAGACAGCUGAACGAUUUUCUACUCGGCUUACACUCCUGCUCUCUGAGAGCACUCGUCAACAACUCGGUAUAAGGGAACUGUGGGACGGCAUUUCGAACUCCUUACGUACAGCUGCAACCGAAACCAUUGGUUUUCGGAAAGUGCAAAGGCACAGCUGAUACGACGAGGAGUGCCGUGUGGCAGCGGAGAGAAAACAGGCUGCCCCCCUUGCACCGUUACGAUCGACCACAACACGUGCGGGAUGGGAUAGAUACAGAGAGUUGAAGAGGGAAGCGAGACGCAUUUGCAGACAGAAAAAGAAGGAGGCGAAAUGCGUGAGUACGAAGAGCUUGCUGGCCGACAGGGGUAAUGCUCGAAAAUUCUACGAACAAAUGCGGCAUCUUACAGAAGGUUUCAAGACCGGAGCAUACUCUUGUAGAACCCCCAAAGGUGAUCUAGUCACUGAUGCCCAGAGCAUACUUAAAUUAUGGAGGGAACACUUCUCCAGCCUGCUGAAUGGCAGUGAACGCACAACACCAGGAGAAGGAGAACCCGAUUCCCCAAUCGAUGACGAUGGAGCAGACGUUCCAUUACCCGACCAUGAAGAAGUUCGUAUAGCAAUUGCCUGCCUGAAGAACAACAAAGCGGCAGGGGCCGACGGAUUGCCGGCCGAGCUAUUCAAACACGGCGGCGAAGAACUGAUAAGGAGCAUGCAUCAACUUCUUUGUAAAAUAUGGUCGGACGAAAGCAUGCCCAACGAUUGGAAUUUAAGUGUGCUAUGCCCAAUCCAUAAAAAAGGAGACCCCACAAUCUGCGCCAACUACCGUGGGAUUAGCCUCCUCAACAUCGCAUAUAAGGUUCUAUCGAGCGUAUUGUGUGAAAGAUUAAAGCCCACCGUCAACAAACUGAUUGGACCUUAUCAGUGUGGCUUUAGACCUGGCAAAUCAACAACCGACCAGAUAUUCAUCAUGCGCCAAAU
Bactrocera neohumeralis is the source of this 2983-nucleotide messenger RNA. RefSeq names its product craniofacial development protein 2-like. The record is from RefSeq and is a predicted model, not a curated record. Gene Ontology annotation, cellular component: nucleus. Lineage: Eukaryota; Metazoa; Arthropoda; Insecta; Diptera; Tephritidae. Gene Ontology annotation, biological process: chromatin remodeling. Gene Ontology annotation, molecular function: catalytic activity. The transcript has 2 exons. The coding region runs from base 1224 to 2183 and encodes 319 amino acids.